Messenger RNA from Aureobasidium namibiae CBS 147.97, 1287 nucleotides. RefSeq names its product PIG-U-domain-containing protein. The transcript is spliced from 3 exons. Bases 1 to 1287 code for a protein of 428 amino acids. Gene Ontology annotation, cellular component: GPI-anchor transamidase complex; membrane. The record is from RefSeq and is a predicted model, not a curated record. Gene Ontology annotation, biological process: attachment of GPI anchor to protein; protein localization to cell surface. NCBI's taxonomy places the organism in Eukaryota, Fungi, Ascomycota, Dothideomycetes, Dothideales, Saccotheciaceae.
AUGUCGACCUCGACGUACGACAAUAUACUCUUUGGAUCGGCUGCUGCUGUACGACUGCUGCUACCAUGGGCCUUUCCCGGUCUGCCCGACCUCCUUAGUGGACGUGUCGAGCUCUCGACACCCGUGACGGGCUUCAAGAGAUUGCAAGAAGGUCUUUUUCUAUACAACCAUGGUCUAUCGCCAUACGACGGAGGUGUUUUCCACCAGGCCCCCAUCCUCCUGCCGCUCUUCUCGCUCCUCCCUGAUCCCACACGCUACCCUCUCGUCACCGUCUUGCUAUAUACACUGGUCGAUCUGGCGAGCGCAUACGCUCUCAUGCAAAUCUUUGCGUCUGGCCAGUCAUAUACCACCCGAUUCUUCACAUCAUCGCGCGAGUCGAAGCGCUGGUCGUCUUCUGCUGUCGCUGCCGCAUACCUCUUCAACCCCUUUGUCAUCUUGACAUGUCUGGCCCGUUCCACAAAUGUCUUUGGGAACCUCUUUGUUCUCAUCGCUAUUCUCAAGGCUUGCCGCGGUGCCGUUCUAGGCUCUGCCUUCGCUCUGGCCAUUGCCUCGUACAUGUCGUUGCAUCCGCUACUGCUGCUUCCACCCCUUGCCAUUCUGUGCUACGAUUCAUGGGUCCUCCGUCGUAGCAAGACCCACCAGAAUGCGUCAACUGCCACCUUGGCCUCCUUUGCUGCGCGCUAUACACUUGUGCUUGUGGCUGCCAUUGCCAUCUUGUUUGCUUUGUCAUACGCACUGAUCGGCGACUGGUCUUUCAUCUCAUCCGUUUACGCCUCUCGUCUUCUGCUGCCCGACUUGACCCCCAAUGUUGGUCUAUGGUGGUACUUCUUCAUCGAAAUCUUCGACUCGUUCCGCAACUUCUUCCUUGGAGUCUUCUGGCUGCACAUGGCAUCGUACUCUCCGGCACUCACAAUCCGUCUUCGCGAACAGCCGCUAGCUGCUGUUGUGCUUUUGUGCGGUAUCUUUGCCGUCUUUCAGCCAUACGCCAAUGUUGGUGAUGCUGGCUUCUGGCUUUCCAUGCUCUCCAUGUAUGGUCAUGUUCACGAACUUUCACGAUAUGCUUUCCCUGCCAUCAGUGCCCUGAUAUACACCACCUUGCUCGGUCCUGCCUUCUACUACCUCUGGGUCUAUGCUGGCAGUGGCAAUGCAAACUUCUUCUACGCCAUUACGCUCGUGUGGAGUCUGGCUCUUUCCGUCAUUCUGGCAGAUAUGCUCUACGCCGUCAUCAGAGACGAGUGGGAAAAGGAGCGUCCCGAGAUGAAGGGCAGAGAAGCCAGGCAAAUAUGA